Molecule: messenger RNA, 7205 nt
Organism: Orcinus orca (killer whale)
Lineage: Eukaryota; Metazoa; Chordata; Mammalia; Artiodactyla; Delphinidae
Gene: TMEM74
Product: transmembrane protein 74
Exons: 2
Coding region: 1078-1995 (305 amino acids)
Source: RefSeq, a predicted model, not a curated record
GGCACAGGGGAUGCAGAGGAGAACAGGACAAUCCCUUACCCUCAAUGUUCACAUUUCUCCUGAUUUUGUGACCAAGGCAAUGACUUUGGAAGCAGAUUCUUGGAUACAAUUUAUUAGUAAUCAUUAAUUGUCUUUGUAACCCUGGAUGAGGCACUUAAUACCUCUGAGCCUCUUUCCUUAUCUGUAAAAUGAGGAUUAAUAAAAUCUACGUGGAGGAUUUGUUCUGACUUUUAAACAAAACGAAAUAUGCAUAUUGCCUGGCACAUAGUUGUAACUAAAUAUACACUCCUUCCCUCAUAAUCCUGUGGCCACACCUGAGGCUAGGGGACCUAAGCCUGAGUUUAAGAGCCAGCGAUUUCUUCUAACGUGCCAGGCCGGAGCACGGAGGUAUAGCGGGAACUCCUCUUCAGGAAGGGCAAAAGCGAGAAGGUAGGACAGAAGAGAGACAGGAGGGAGGCAGGGAGGCCGAACCGCACUACAUCUCCCGGGAUGCUCAGCAAGAGGGAGAGCCGAGCCCCGCCCCGGCCCGCCCAACCGGCACAGCAGGCGCUGCCCACCCCACGGAGCCCGGCGGCGCGCAGAGGCUACAAGUGCUGCGGCUUGUGAGCGGGGUACUUUCCCGAGGAGCCGCGCAGGGACAAGCGCGCGGUGCUCGAGCCUCGCUGGGUGGCCAAGGCAGGAGGAAACCUGCCUUCUCGUUUGAGGGAUCCUGUCACCGAAAUGUGUGAGUCCUUGGAUAAAUUUGGCUUGGUGACGGCAAUGCUUUCUUCAGAGACACUGCCACUUCCUCCAUGUUCCUUUUCUACCCUGGCCUAAAUUUCUCAGUGUUAAUCCCUGUGAUAAGACAGAGGAUUUGCCCUUCUCACACUUUCCCACCACUAGGUAGCCUCUCCUUUCUCUUACCUCUUUUAGGAGGAAUUGGGGCUGAAGUGUCAAGACCUGUGGCUACAAAGGAGAUGAGGGCCUCAGGAGCAAUACUGCUGGUGGUACGGCCUUAGCUCCUGUUGGGUUCUUAUCUAACUGUGUUGCUAUUGGCAGACUUUCUGGAAGCUGCUGGGGGAUGUCUGACUAGCUCCAAUGGAGCUCCACUAUCUUGCUAAGAAGAGCAGCCAGGCAGCCCUGUGUGAUGCUGUGGACUGGAGUUCAGGAGGGCUUCCCAGGGACCAGGCAGAUGCAGCAGCCACUAAAGCUGCUCUCUGCUGCCAGAGACAUUGUACGUCGACACCAAGAGCACCAGAGAGGGAAGGGUCUAAACUUAGCCCUUCUCCAGCAUCCCCUUCCCCCUCACUGCAAGACAGUGCUAUUCAGCUAGACUUCUUGCCACCAGGGCUUCUCAACUCAGGGAACAACCAAAUAACAGCAGAACAGAAAGUCUGUGACUGCUGUAGCCAGGAAUUAGAAACUUCUUUUACCUAUGUGGAUGAGAAUAUCAACCUGGAGCAAAGGAACCGGCGCUCCCCUUCAGCAAAAGGGAGUAAGCACCUGGGAGACCUUGGCUGGGGAAAUCCAAAUGAGUGGUCCCCCGAGGCUGCCAUAUCGCUGAUAUCCGAAGAUGAAGAUGAUGCAAGCUCGGAAGCCACCUCUUCAGGGAAGUCAGUAGACUAUGGUUUCAUAAGCGCCAUCUUGUUCUUGGUCACUGGCAUCUUGCUGGUGAUCAUCUCUUACGUUGUCCCACGGGAUGUGACUGUGGAUCCCAACACUGUGCCGGCCCGGGAGAUGGAACGUCUGGAGAAGGAGAGCGCGAGGCUGGGGGCUCACCUAGACCGCUGUGUGAUUGCCGGCCUCUGCCUUCUCACGCUUGGGGGGGUCGUUCUUUCCUGUUUGCUAAUGAUGUCCAUGUGGAAGGGGGAGCUAUAUCGGCGUGACAGGUUUGCCUCUUCCAAAGAGUCUGCGAAACUCUACGGUUCCUUCAACUUCAGGAUGAAAACCAGCACUAAUGAAAACACCCUGGAGCUGUCCUUGGUAGAGGAAGAUGCUCUCGCUGUACAGAGUUAAUUCUGGUUGUGAACUUCUUGAGAGUCUGCCUUGGCAUUUUAUAUGAACAGAACAAAGCAAAGCAAAACAAAACACAACACAUUUCUUAAAAGUAACAGUGCAGUUUAUUUGCCUGGCGAGGAAAGUCUAUUUCCCAAACAAACAGCCAGUGAGUGUUUUUGUUCUCUAUGUACUUUUAUGUAGAAGAAAAGCCAUGUAAGAUGCAUGAAGAAACCACAACCAGCUUCACCAGUCCUCAAGAGCUGAGAGUAAUUAAUCUGUAAUGGCCAUCAGCUUCUACUUCUAUAGCAAAAUACUUCUAACAAUCCAGUGUGCAAACGAUUUCUUUUACAUGAUAUGGGAUAUUAUUCUUUGGACACUAGGAGGUGUAGGAUCAAUUAGCAACCUAUUUUGUGAAAAAGAAUGUAAGCGCUAAUCACAUAAUAAGGCUUACAUUUAAUUCUCAAAGGUGCUUAUCCAUUUUCUUGCUAAAUUUAUUCUUCCUGUAAUUUGGCUAAACACUAAAAUAUGGGGUUUUGACUUUGAAUAUUUCAAAGCUUGAGGAUACUGAUUAUUUAAAAAUGCAAAAACACAUAUGUUAUAUUCAAAACUAUUCCAGUACACAGAAGUGGUAACUAAGUCAUAAGAAUAAACUUUCUAGUAAAAUAAAAUUAUAUAAAUCAAACAAUCUGAAUUUAACCCAGAAUGGUAGUGUCAGAUAUUAGGCAGUGUCACAUGCCCAUUUUCUAGAUGAAGUAAAAUUAAUUGCUGAUAUAAAUUUCAUUUUCUGUUUGUGAUUUAGCUAUCAUACUGGUUAUGCGCACUCUUGAAGUCUUUCCUGGUUCUCACACCAGAGAGGCAAGAAUAAGAUGUUUUUAUCCUAUUUCCAGAUAUCUAAGCAUCUAGGCAGGUUGACUCAUGAUUGGCUCAGGCACACUCCCAGGUGACAUUUUGUUGUUGUUUGGAGAAAACCUCCAAUACAAGUGCAGCUAGACUCUUGGGGACCAUGCCUAGAAACUGGUGUCAUUUACUCAGGCCAAGCAACAAGUCAUUGCGCCAGGAUCCAGCAGUCCUUAAGCUCACAGCCAAAAAUAUUAAAAUGAGAAGAGAGAGAGACAGACUAAACACACUGACUCAGUGGGAACUGCACUCCUCACCAGAAUCCACCUGCCCCUAACAAUGGUCUAGGCAUCAUUCUGAGCACCUAAUAUCCAGGCCCUGAGUACCUGUGAGAUCUUGCCUCAUGAAUUCAAACUUGCUUGAUUAGAAGCACCAUGAGCAAAACAGUAAAUACUUUGUAAAACACACACCUAGCAUCCAUGCUAACUCAGUGUCUUGGUACGGUUAUAGUUCAAGAAGGGGAUGGGGAAUGCAGCCUCAGAAAUAUCUUGCAUUUUAGAAUUCUUCUCUGAGGUGUUUCCAACUUCCCACUUCAAGAGUUGUUUUAGUUUCCAUUACUGUGUUACCAGGAUCAGUGGGGCCAUUCUUAAAGAGGACUGGAGCUGGGAAUUGGGGUGGGAGGGCAGGAAAGGGGAGGUGAGAAAGUGAUUUCUUUGUAGAUUCUAAAGCCUAAUUCUAAUGUCUGAAGUUUUUGUUGUUAUUGAAGACUGUGGAAUAUGUGGGUGACUUUGGCUGGCAGAGUGUGUGAGUCAGGAUAUUUAUGUGAGUGAGCUCUUGUGGGUGUCAGAUUGAUUUGAUGAGUUAGGUACACUAUGUGUUAGUAAGGGUUAAAGCGAAAUGCAAAAAGAGAAGAUCAGAGGAUAAUAAAAAUAGUGAGGACAGGUGUGUGAAAGAAUUAUUAGGUUAAAAUGGUAAAUUAUAUGGACAUCAGAGGAAGCUGGAUGUAGCUGGAUUACCUUAUCCUAUGUAACAGACUAUUGCUGAUUUGGAAAUAGUUGGUAUAAUAUAGACAUGAUUUCUGUUUUCUACUGCUUUUUGAAGAAACUUUUGUUUUACCGUGACUCUCAUGUGUUGAGGCCGGCUUAACAGCAGUAUAAAUUUCAUAUUCUGAGGUUUAUAUAUAAAUUUUCAGAUUCUAGCCUGCUUGAGGAUCUACUUUGCGUGACGUUGAGGCAAUAAGGGAAUAAUCUCCUUGGCUUCGUGAGUAGGUCUGAGCUGUGUGUUUUUUUAAAAUAUACUUUUAAAAAAUACAUGUUUAUUCAGAGAUGCUAAAUGGCAUCAGCUGAGUUUUGUUUUUAUUUAUUGAUGAAACAGGAUUAAUUAGUCAAAUUGCAGACAAACAAUUAAUGAGAAGCCUGAUUUUUCAGCUUCUGAAGUAAGACAAAUUUGAGAAUCAGGUGUUAGGACGUUUUUUCAGUUCUGUAAAACUGAUGCUAAAGGAGAAAAAGUCAAAGCUCUUCAUUUGGAAGCAAUUAAUGAAUGUUGUAGUGCUACCAAACUACAUAUAGUUCUGAUGUGAUCUAAAGGAUAUAUAUUCCUACAUAUAUAUUCAUAUAAAUAUAUGUAUAUAUCCCAAUUAGGAAAAAAUAUUCAGGGAAAAAAAGACUUAGAAUAUAUUUCUUCCUUUUCUUCCUUAAACUUUUAAAAUUGAAAUAUAGUAAGUAUAUGCUUACUUAUGUCAACAUUAUUUAAAUCUGCUCGUAUAUAGGGCAGAUAUAUAGGGCAUAUCUCUUUUAACUUCUCCUUUUAUGUGGGCAGACCAUUACUCCAAAAGGAACCAAUUCAGAACAUCAUCUGGGUGUCUCCUCUAGUGCUGUGUUGACAGGAUUUAGACAACUGCCUUAAUCAGUUAUGAUUUCCCCAGGUAUUCAGCUGUGUAGCUGUAGUUCAUCCUGUCAGUGCCUAAAUUCAAGAAAAAGAUUAACUGAAUUUAAAGUGAUGGUAACACAGGUAACAAAAAACCCUGAACUUUAGACACUGUUUUUUCCAAUCUGAUAAAGAGGGUCUGGGGCUCUAAAUAUAUUUAUUUAGAAGUACUUUGGCAACAUCAGGUGAUACUGUUAUAGUCACUGAACAGACCAUAGCUAUGGUGCUGGUCUUGGAGUCUUCCUGGAGAUUUGUGACUUUACGCCUAUCUCUUUAACAUGGUGCUGGUUGUUAUCUAUGAGAGCUUUUAUUGCUAGACCUGGAGAAGCAGAACUCUUUUUGCAGAGGUCCAUAGUUUAGGUCUUUAACUUUUUACCAGGUUUUAGAAAACUAAACUUAGAGUCACCUUCCUAAUCUUAAAAGAAGACAGCUCAUUGUUCAGCGUUGAGACCCAAAGCGGUGAGUACCACAAAGAAAGCUGCCUUUCUCUAUUACUACCGGGAUCUACAGGCUGCUAACGAACAGUUUAAUUGUCUUAAUGACUUUAAUAAAAACUGUUCCUUUUUAGUUCACCUUAAACUGUUUGUGGCAGAGCUGCCGUGAUUUCUUUGUAAUGUUGUGUGUCCUUUUUAGCCAUCUGGAGCUCCUAAAGCAGACCAUCUCAUAUGAUGUACUGGCUCCCUCAUAAGAAGAAUGUCUUUCCUCCAGGCUCCCCAUUUCAUAGCUGGUUUGUAGUUUAGAGGAUUACAGGACUGCUUGGAACCAUGAAAUCCUUGGUGGCUGUGGGUGUUUUUACCCACAAAAUUGCCAUGCCCCUUGAUGCUAUACUACCUAGCUACUUGCCUUGCUAUCAGUCUCACAUGCUUUACUGUCUGCUUAAAAUAUGAGUCCAUCCCUCUCAUACUUAAUUGUUUUAGGGACCCAACUGGACCAGUACUGGCACAUGUCCUUCGAGGUGCAAAUUUAGACAAAGAGACUGCCCUACCAAAUUCCUUUGUGCCUUCCCUUUGCUGCUGGGCAUAAGGAUAAAUGAGUGAGUGAGAAUUAUGUCAGUUGAAUAUCAGGAAUUAAAGGUGUGAAUCCAAGUGGCUCUACUUUUUGUUACUUCUUUGUGAGAGGCAAAAAUUCUGGGCAAGAAGAUUUGAACAUUUUAGGCUUCAUCUUUCACACGUGCAAUGACAGGCACAUGCAAAACCUGUAUUAUUCAUAUAAAGUUAAACAACAAAUGUUCUAUGUAUAUAUUAGGAGAAGGUUUUCCAAUCUGAAGGCCAGAUUCCGUUGCAGCAAUAACUGCUACCACAAAAAUGUGGUCUGACAAAAGAGAUUCACAACCUUCACCAAUGGUUCACCUGUUCAGCAAGAUUUAAUACCACCAACUAUAUUCCACUGUGACAAAGGAAUAAGACAGAUCCUUAUAGUUCUCUGUAAUGGGGUUUACCCUUUCCCAGAAUUGGGCAUAAAGAAUGACUACAAUAAAAAGAAUUACAAUGAAAUCUCACUGGCUUUUCUCAGUAUAAAAUGAUUUGUAAAGAGAAUUGACAUAUCGGCUUUCAGCUGAUUUUCAGCCAUAUCAUUUUAUGGUUCAUAGUAUUCUAUAAUAUUCUUUCCUUCCAACUUUCAUAUGGGCAUAAGCCUUGGGAAGUAAUUGGCCUGACUUGUGCACUAGCACUGUAAAAAGUAAGAUGUUAUUUUAAACAUAAAAAACUGAGUUCAAAAAUCCAUGGGUUACUUUUAAGAGUGCACCUAUCAUUUCUGUUUGCUAGUGUGCAAGUUUAUGUACACUCAAGUCUAUGUAUCUACUAGGAGAAUAUAAUUAUAGAACUGUAACAUUUAAAGCUAUCAUUAGAAUAAUUUUCUUAUAGGAAACUUGGCAUGCCUUAAUGUUGACUUUAAGGACAAGAGAAGUCUUUCACAGGUCGUGAAUGAAGAAUUUGCCAUCAACCUCAGAAUGAGAUGCCAUAAUUAUAUGGAUUGUUUUGGUUAUUCAGCUUCCUGCAGAUGCUUAAUUUACAUUUUUAACCUCCCAAUUUUAGGCUCAUAAAAGUGUGGCAUAUUUAGAAAUCAUUUUACCAUGAUUAUUAUUUUAUUUCAGGGAAAUAUGAGUAGCAGACAGUGUUUUCCUCUGCUUUAUUAAUUCUCCUGUGUUUCAGGAAGAGCCAGCCUUGUUUUCGCACUACCAUCUUCAUGCUUCCUAGCCAGGCUCCAAACAAAUGUCAUACAAGAAAGCAAAGAUAGGUUAUUCUAUAUAGUGUAUUGAGAGUUUUAGUUUUAUGGUUCUCAUCGUGCUUUAAAUUUUACUGUUCUUGCCAAACAAGAAAAAUAAUUUGAUGUUGAUUAUUUGUUUUUGAUAUUCUAAAAGGGCAGUUAUUAAGGUUCUUGGCUUUUUAUUAGGGCAUUUGAUGCCAUAUAUGUUAAUAGCAAGUGUGUCAUAUCAUUUUAAAAUAAAACUAUUUAUUAAGAUGUUU